AUGUCCAUCUUUGUUGUAGGCGCGACUGGCAUCGUGGGUGGUGCAGUGGCCCGCCAUCUCCUCAGCCUCAACUGGGCAGUCCACGCCACCACCCGCAAUCCAGACUCCAAGGCAUCCAAAGCCCUCCAAGCGCUGGGGGCCAAACUCUUCAAAGGCACAUGGGACGACGAAAGGGCCCUCUUGACUGCCCUAGCCGGUUGCUCAACCCUCUUUCUCAACCCAUACACCUAUCCCUUCGACCAAGGGGAGGAAGUCCAUUGGUCGAACCUCAUCCUCACCACCGCUAAAGCGGCAGGCGUCAAACAGGUCGUCUUCACCUCCAUAUUCGGAACGCAGAACCCGGAGAAGUUAAAGUACCAACAUCCUCUGGUGACCAAAGUACAGGAAUCCAAAGGCAAAGUUGAACAACUGGUGCGCGCCGCCGGCUUCGACUUCUGGACCAUUUUGCGCCCGGGGUACUUCAUGGCUAGCUUCUUACUUCCUAAAGCGGUUUUAUUCGCAGGCUUUCUCGAGACCGGGCGGUGGACAACUGCAUUACUGCCCGAGUCGCCUAUGCCACUGAUCGAUGAACACGACAUCGCCGUGUUCACUGCCGCGGCGCUCGCGGAUAAAGUACGGUUCAACAGAAAGGAGAUUGAGCUUUCAGGCGAGCUGCGGAACCCUGAGGAGAUCACAAAAGCAUUGUCCGGGGCAAGUGGACGGGAAAUCAAGGCGGUGUACCUGACCGCCGAAGAAGUGGAGGCUCAAGAGGCAGAUCCGCUAGUCGGCGCCUACUUGGCUCUGAGAGAUAUGCAUCUGUACGUUGAUAUCGACCAAGUCAAGGCUUGGGGUCUCCCGAUAGGGACGUUUGAAGCGUACCUCGCACGGAAGAACGAUGUUGUUCAGGAAACCUAUGGGUUGAAGGCAUGA
This is a messenger RNA of Exophiala spinifera, 909 nucleotides long. RefSeq lists its product as uncharacterized. NCBI's taxonomy places the organism in Eukaryota, Fungi, Ascomycota, Eurotiomycetes, Chaetothyriales, Herpotrichiellaceae. The record is from RefSeq and is a predicted model, not a curated record. The transcript has 2 exons. Bases 1 to 909 code for a protein of 302 amino acids.